AUGGCCGACCGAGAGACUCCGCCGCCGCCGAUCGACUUCAUUAAGGCGGCCAUUGUCGCCUCUUUCUGCGAGCUAUCCUUCCUCUGUGCCUUCGCGCCGGAGCAUGAUAAUUCGACGAGCCCUGUCGCCGGCGCCGUGCGGCUCUUCGGCAUCUAUGUCCACUCCGGCAGCGAGGAGAACACACGCAGGUUCGGGUGCCACUACUGCGGCCGCAUGUUCCCCACGUCGCAGGCACUCGGCGGUCACCAGAACGCGCACAAGCGCCUGCGCCAGCACGCCAAGAGCACUCACCUCCACUCCGUCGCCAUGGCCGUCGCCGCCGCGGAGCACCAUCUCCACCGCCACCCCGCAGCUGCCUUCUCCCCCGCGACGCACCUCAACUACUCGCCCGCUCGCAACCACCUCGGCUCGCUCCCCUGCUCCGCCCGCUUCCAGUACCACCACCCUUCUCCAUCGUCGCCGCGCUACCCGUCACCUCCAUGGACAGAUGGCAGUCGCAUCCCCCACCGCACAUCGACAAUAACGGCGGUGGCGCUGCCGGGGAAGUGGAAAGUCCCGACCCUGGAACCUCUUUUCAGGCCGGCCGAAGGAGGCGCCAAUGGCCGUGCUGGUUCUUCAUCUUCUUCCUUAGCUUAUCCGAGUGUCUUCGAUUCCAGUAAUUCCAAGAACAAUUUAAGUCUGGAUUUGCAUUGGUGA
This is a messenger RNA of Zingiber officinale, 696 nucleotides long. RefSeq names its product zinc finger protein 8-like. The transcript has a single exon. The coding region runs from base 1 to 696 and encodes 231 amino acids. NCBI's taxonomy places the organism in Eukaryota, Viridiplantae, Streptophyta, Magnoliopsida, Zingiberales, Zingiberaceae. Gene Ontology annotation, molecular function: DNA-binding transcription factor activity. The record is from RefSeq and is a predicted model, not a curated record. Gene Ontology annotation, biological process: response to gibberellin; trichome morphogenesis; trichome differentiation.